AGAGAGAGAGAGGGGGGAAGUUGAGGGAAAUUACCGAAAUGGAAAAGGUGAAGAAAGAAUAUUUGGUCAGAUUUUUCAUUCAUCACAUUGAUAGAUCAUUCAUGAAUUCCAUUUGGGUUUGAAGAUUCUCUUGGUUUUUCAAUUCAGUUUCAUCUUGCCAUAUCAACACUUUGAUGAUCAAGAUUCAAGAACAAACGAUGAAAUUUUAACCCUUUUCCCCCUCAAGUUCUUGGUGAAAUCGGUCGUAAUCAUCGUCUUUUUUAAAUCAAUUGUCGAUAUCGUUUCUUUAUAAUUUCUGGGUUUUGAUUAAAAAGUUUUGGGUCAUCGUUUUUGGGUUUGAUUAGUUUAUUAAAAGGGAAAAAAAACAGAACACACGCAUAGCACCAGAGAAACACUGUGUGUGUGUGUGUAAUUUUUAUAUAUAAAUUAAAAAAAAAUUCAAUCCGUUUUGCAUUUAUAAAAAAUAUAUAUAUUGGUAUGCCGGAUAAUCGGCGUGUUCAGAGGAAUGGUGGCGUCGCUAAUUCUUCUUCCAAUCCUGUUCAUAACAUUGAAGAAGCUGUAAGGCCAUUGAGAAUUCAGACGGAUGGGAAAGCCGAUGGGACUGCGAUGGCUGGUUCGAUGGCGUACCCGGAUCGGCCUGGUGAACCUGAUUGUAUAUUUUAUUUAAGGACUGGCAUGUGUGGCUAUGGAAAUAGUUGUAGGUUUAACCAUCCAACCCACAUUGGGCAGGCCAAUUAUCUUGGAGGUGAGCUCCCGGAAAGAGUUGGAGAGCCAGACUGUGUGUAUUUUCUAAAGACUGGUACUUGCAAAUUUGGAUCGACUUGCAAAUACAACCAUCCUCGUGAUAGGCGUGGUGCUGGACCAGUCGUGUUGAAUAUGGUUGGGCUACCUAUGCGGCAGGAAGAGAAGGCAUGCCCGCAUUACAUACGAACUGGAUCAUGUAAAUUUGGAGUUGCAUGCAAGUUCCAUCAUCCGCAGCCAUCGCUCGAUGGAUCAAUUUCAUAUGCAUCAACACUUGUACCUUCAUCUGGUUCACCACCUCAUAUCAGUGGUAUUUCUGCAUGGUCAUUACCUAGAGCAACAUAUGUUUCUGAUCCUCUCUUACAGACUCCUCAAACUUACUUACCAAUUGUUCUUCCUCAUUCUCAAGGCAUUGGCCCCACACAAGGUUGGAGCACUUAUAUGGGAAGUCUGAGCCCAGUAAGCUCGGCCAGCAUCUUUGGUGGUUCGGGUUCCAUUGACCAGGCCUAUCCGUUAACAUCUGCUUCUAAUCUGCCUGAACGGCCUGGAGAACCAGAAUGUCGUUAUUUCAUGAACACUGGGAACUGCAAAUAUGGAUCAGACUGCAAGUAUCAUCACCCGAAGGAAAAAAUUGCUCAAAUGGCUGCUAGUUCACUGGGCCCACUCGGCCUUCCUCUGAGACCUGGGCAAGCGGUGUGUUCGUACUAUAGCCUUUAUGGAAUCUGCAAGUUUGGGCCAACUUGUAAAUACGAUCACCCAUUGGUGGGAUAUUCAUAUAAUUACGGGAUAAGUAUGCCAAUCGUGGAUCCGUCGGUGUUCCCGUACGGUGGGGGAAGACAUUCAUCGGCAGCGUCUUCCCCUUCGAAAAGGAAAGGUGGUUCGCGAUCUCCGUCACCUGAAAAUGCUGCAUCUCCUUCACAUUCAGGAUCAAUCUGAUUGAUGUCACAUUGCUUCAUUUGAUGGUGUGUUGUUAAAGAGAAUUGAGUUGGGUUUUUGAGAGGUGAAUUUGAAGGAUGGAUUUGUUUUUGGUUUUUGAAUAAAAAGGGAAAAUUGUUAAAACUUUAUUUGCUGAUAUUACUUCCAUUUUUAUUUGGUAUCAACUGUUUUUUCU
Cynara cardunculus var. scolymus (artichoke) is the source of this 1852-nucleotide messenger RNA. RefSeq names its product zinc finger CCCH domain-containing protein ZFN-like. Bases 478 to 1677 code for a protein of 399 amino acids. The transcript is spliced from 7 exons. The record is from RefSeq and is a predicted model, not a curated record. NCBI's taxonomy places the organism in Eukaryota, Viridiplantae, Streptophyta, Magnoliopsida, Asterales, Asteraceae. Gene Ontology annotation, molecular function: metal ion binding; mRNA binding.